UAGUGACUGGUAGCACAAUUGUUUGAUCGCUCAGACAUGAGGUUCACCGUAGUAGCGCUUCUUGCGGGGCUCUGUGCCCUGGCUUUGGCCCACCCCCAACACAAAAUCACUGACAAGCAGUUCCUGGAGAGACAAAGAGACAUUUUCCGACUUUUCAAGUACGUGAACCAACCCAGCUACUACAAGGACCAUGUCGAAAUCGCGCAGAACUACAACAUCCACGAACACUACGACUACUACACUAAACCCGAGGUUGCAAAGUACUACUACCAAAUCUACAAGUACGGGUUGCUUCCAAGGGGUGAGAUCUUCUCAGUGUUCUAUGAAGAGCACCUGCAGCAAGCCAUCGCUCUCUACAAACUUUUCUACUACGCCAAAGACUAUGAAACUUUCUACAAGACUGCUGUCUGGGCUCGUCAACAUGUCAACGAAGGUGUUUAUUUGUACUCACUGUCUGUUGCUAUAGUCCACCGGGCUGACACCUACGGGGUUAUUUUGCCCCCAAUCUACGAAAUCUACCCGUACUACUUUUAUAAUAACGAAGUCAUCCAACAAGCGUACCGGUACAAGCAACAGUACUACGGACAAGGGGCCCAACAAGGUGAAGAGCACGGUAGCUACCAUGGUUACACCAUCAAUGCUAACUACUCCGGGUACUACUUGAACCUCCACCCUGAACAGUCUCUGUCGUACUUCACUGAAGAUGUAGGUGUCAACGCGUUCUACUACUACUACAAUAUCUUCUACCCUCACUGGCUGGGUGGUGACGAAUACGACUACGAGCACGACCAUCGUGGCGAACAGUACUACUACGUGUAUCAACAAAUCUUAGCCCGGUACUACUUGGAACGUCUUUCUAACGGUUUCGGAGAAAUUCCGUUCUACAAUUGGGAAGUGCCGUUCGAGACUGGGUACUAUCCGUCGCUGCAGUACCCCAACGGGUUGCAAUUCCCAACGAGGCCCAACUAUGCCCACUUGUAUGAAUAUUUCUACAACUAUGGUCAGAGGUACGGAAACAACAAGUACGCCUACAGUUACACCCACGUCCAAGACUAUGAAAGAAGAAUCAGUGAAGCCAUCGACAGAGGAUACGUCUACACACAUGACGGCGAAAAAGUCAAUCUAUACACCGAAGAAGGCUUCAACGUUCUUGGUAACUUGGUCGAGUCCAACCCCGACUCACCCGAUAGGUACUACUACGGAGCUUUGCACGUCUACGCCCGUCACCUCCUAGGGUACUCAUACCAACCCGUAGACAAGUACCACGUGGCUCCUUCAGCCCUCGAGCACUACGAAACGUCCCUCCGUGACCCAGCUUUCUACCAAUUCUACAAGAGAAUCGUCUUGUACUUCCAGAAAUACAAAUCUCGUCUACCCUCUUACACCGAACAAGAUUUGUACUUCCAGGGUGUUGAAGUAAAGAAUGUCGAGUUCGACCGUCUUGUCACCUACUUCGACUACUUCUACUCCGAUGUGAGCAACGCUGUGUUCGUCACUCCUCAAGAAUACGAAAACGAUAAAGUACAAAUCCGAGUUCGUCAAGAGCGUCUCAACCACAAACCUUUCACCUACAAGAUCUACGUUCAAUCCGAGAAGGAACAAGAAGCUGUCGUGAGGGUGUACCUUGGACCUAAGUACGAUGAGUACGGACGGUACUUCAACAUCAGCCAGAACCGUCUUAACUUCGUCGAGUUCGAGCACUUCAAGUACCAACUGAAGGCUGGCGAAAACGUGAUCGAACGUAACUCGCACCAGAACUACUUCUUCGAGAAUGAUCGUACUAGUUACAAGGAGUUGUACCAGCAGGUUGUUGGUGCUUUGGAAGGUAACGGGGAGUUCAGUGUGGACGCCGAUGAGGCCUAUUUCGGUUUCCCAAGGAGAUUCUUGUUGCCGAAGGGUACUUAUGGUGGUCAAGAAUUCCAGUUCUAUGUGAUCGUGAGCCCGUAUGUUCCGUACAAGCACCACCAGGAAGAGUAUGACGAUUCUAAGUACUAUUAUCCAAGAGUGGGUUCUGGUGCCCAACAUAUUGACAAUUAUCCAUUUGGAUAUCCAUUUGAUCGUCCGAUCCACUACGACCAGAUCUUCUACAACAUCCCCAACUCGUACUUCUACACCACGAAAGUCUACCACAGACAUGUUGAUGAUAUCAACACUUCCACUUCUACCAGCCAUCAUCAUUAGGGUACCACGACGAAAAGUUCCGAUGUCUUUCAAUGAAUCUUAUGACUUGUAUUAUUUGGAUUAAUAAACUGCAUACACAACA
Molecule: messenger RNA, 2263 nt
Organism: Zophobas morio
Lineage: Eukaryota; Metazoa; Arthropoda; Insecta; Coleoptera; Tenebrionidae
Product: allergen Cr-PI-like
Exons: 4
Coding region: 37-2181 (714 amino acids)
Source: RefSeq, a predicted model, not a curated record